Molecule: messenger RNA, 1503 nt
Organism: Fusarium keratoplasticum
Lineage: Eukaryota; Fungi; Ascomycota; Sordariomycetes; Hypocreales; Nectriaceae
Product: Protein kinase domain-containing protein
Exons: 2
Coding region: 1-1503 (500 amino acids)
Biological process (GO): intracellular signal transduction; intracellular monoatomic cation homeostasis; protein phosphorylation
Molecular function (GO): ATP binding; protein serine/threonine kinase activity
Source: RefSeq, a predicted model, not a curated record
AUGCCAAACCUCCCAGGUUCCUCUAAGCCGCCCUCCGCAUCGAGCUCGAAACCCUCGUCCAUUAAGUCACAGGAUGGCGUCAAGAAAUCCCCUGGUUUGACACCGCAGAACGGUACAGGCCUUAAUGGCACUCCUUCCGACACUCAUUUGAAGCCCCCGGACAAGUCUUCAGUCAAGAACCGUCUCACCCGCAUGUUCUCCUCCAAGGACCCUUCUCGAGUUCCAACCCCCGCCCCGUCCUCAGUCGACCUUCCUAACCGUCCGCGGGCUUCAUCAACGAAUGGCACCUCAACCCCUGCUGGGAAAACCUCGUCCGCCGAGAAGGGUGGUGAGAAGUCUACGACCAAGUCAACCGAAAAGCCGACGUCUGCGGCAAAAACAACCAAGCCUUCAAGUAGCAAGGAACAAUUUCAGCGAUUCGUCCUCGAUGCCGAGUUCCAAGGCGGCCAUGAGCAUCACCUCAGGUCUAGCAGACGCCAGGAGAAGCUGACAGACAUGUGGAGAACGUUUCUGCGCAAAAAGCAAGACGCUCCUGAACACGACCUUUCCCUCGUCUCAAAUUGGGUGGACACUCUACAGCAGGAGAAGGAAGAGGCCAGUGACAAAAAGGGCGGGCCCAACGCAACAACAACCCUGGUUGAAAAGUACGGCAAAUGUCAAGAGGUUGUCGGACGUGGGGCUUUCGGCAUUGUUCGGAUUUCCCACAAGAAGGUCGGUGGCAGUGGCGAGAAGCUCUUUGCUGUCAAGGAAUUUCGACGGAGACCCGAAGAAACCGAAAAGAAGUAUAGCAAGCGACUGACGGCCGAGUUUUGCAUCUCAUCAUCGCUUCGCCACCCUAACGUUAUUCACACUCUAGAUCUCCUCAAGGAUGCCAAGGGAGAUUAUUGUGAAGUGAUGGAGUUCUGUGCCGGAGGUGAUUUGUACACCCUUGUCCUGUCGAGUGGCAAGCUCGAGGUGCAAGAGGCCGACUGCUUCUUCAAGCAAAUGAUGCGAGGUGUCGAAUACCUGCACGAAAUGGGUGUAGCGCACCGUGACCUCAAGCCGGAAAACCUCCUCCUGACGACGCGUGGUGCUCUCAAGAUUACCGAUUUCGGUAACGGAGAGUGCUUCCGCAUGGCAUGGGAGACGGAUGCGCACAUGGUUUCUGGCCUUUGCGGCUCGGCUCCUUAUAUCGCCCCCGAAGAGUACACAGACAAGGAGUUUGAUGCUCGAGCAGUUGACGUGUGGGCUUGCGGUGUUAUUUACAUGGCAAUGCGCACAGGUCGUCACCUCUGGCGACUUGCCAAGAAGGAUGACGACGAGUUUUAUGCUCGCUAUCUCGAAGGUCGCCGAGAUGAGGAAGGUUACGGCCCUAUCGAGUCUCUUCAUCGGGCUCGCUGUCGUAAUGUCAUCUACUCGGUUCUUGACCCUCACCCGACUCGCCGCUUGACAGCCGCCCAGGUCCUUAAGUCAGAAUGGGUGCGCGAGAUCAAGCUCUGUAAGGCCGGCGAGGAGGGUCUGUAA